This is a messenger RNA of Heterobasidion irregulare TC 32-1, 1275 nucleotides long. RefSeq lists its product as uncharacterized. The coding region runs from base 1 to 1275 and encodes 424 amino acids. Gene Ontology annotation, molecular function: argininosuccinate synthase activity; ATP binding. Lineage: Eukaryota; Fungi; Basidiomycota; Agaricomycetes; Russulales; Bondarzewiaceae. Gene Ontology annotation, biological process: urea cycle; L-arginine biosynthetic process. The transcript is spliced from 9 exons. Gene Ontology annotation, cellular component: cytoplasm. The record is from RefSeq and is a predicted model, not a curated record.
AUGUCGGCUUCAAAAGGACGCGUUCUUCUUGCUUACUCCGGAGGCCUCGAUACCUCGUGCAUCCUUGCUUGGUUGAUUGAGGAAGGGUAUGAGGUCCAUGCAUUCAUGGCCGAUGUUGGCCAGGAAGAGGAUUUCGAGGCCGCAAAGAAAAAGGCACUUGCUGUAGGAGCCAAGAAGUUCUUCUUGGAGGAUCUCAGGCGCGAGUUCGUUACCGAGCUGAUUUACCCUGCGGUGCAAGCAAACGCGAUCUACGAGAAUGUCUACCUGCUUGGCACCUCGCUCGCUCGUCCAGUUAUUGCUCGUGGAAUGAUCGCCGUCGCCGAUAGGGAGGGGUGCGAUUUUGUUUCUCACGGCUGCACCGGGAAGGGUAACGACCAAGUCCGUUUUGAAUUGGCGUUCUACGGUCUCAAGCCCGAUAUCAAGGUCAUCGCUCCCUGGCGCAUUCCCGCCUUCUACCAUCGUUUUGCCGGCCGUCAGGCGCUCCUGGCUUACGCCGCAGAGAAGCAGAUCCCUGUCCAACAGACCGCUGCGAAGCCUUGGUCCACCGACGAGAACCUCUUCCACAUCUCCUAUGAGGCCGGUAUCCUGGAGGACCCCGACACCACCCCUCCCACCGACAUGUGGAAACUGACCGCCGCCGUCGAAGACGCGCCCGCCACCCCCGAGCGCAUCUCGAUCGAGUUCAAAGCCGGGCUCCCGGUCAAGGUCACGGCGGGGCCCAAGACGCACACCGACGCGGUCGAGAUCUUCCUCGCGCUCAACGCGCUUGGGCGCAAGCACGGCAUCGGGCGCAUCGACAUCGUCGAGAACCGCUUCAUCGGCGUUAAGUCGCGCGGGUGCUACGAGUCGCCCGGCGCGACGAUCCUGCGCGCCGCGCACGUCGAUCUCGAGGGCCUCACGCUCGACCGCAACGUCCGCGCGCUGCGCGACCAGUUCAUCACCGUCGAGCUCAGCCGCAUCCUUUACAACGGCCACUUCUUCACGCCCGAGCGCGAGUUCGUGACCAGCGCGAUCCCCGCGAGCCAGCGCACCGUGAACGGCGUCGUCCGCCUGAAGCUGUACAAGGGCAACGUCGUCGUCGAGGGCAGGUCUUCCGCGGAGGGCCUCUAUGACGAGAAGGAGUCCUCUAUGGAUGAGCUCGGUGGCUUCGAGCCCACUGACACCUCUGGUUUCAUCCAGAUUGAGUCGAUCAGGAUUAAAAAAUGGGCGCAGGCCAACAUCCGCAAGGGCCAGGCCGGUGUCGAGCCCAAGGAUGUGUACGGCUCUAGGGUGUAA